CCUAUCUACAACUUUCCAACAUGGCAGACCUCUCAAGGAACAACCUGCCUUCUCGUGCAAAACCCGCCAGGCGUGCAGCAGCUCCUUCCAUCAUCUCAUUUCCGCGAUUUCCUUGUCCCCACUGCCCCCGGCUGUUUGACUCCCCUCAAGCGCUCGGCGGGCAUCAGAACGCUCACAAACACGAGCGAGCAGCUCAGCGAACCUUUCCGGCCACUCAUCAGCAGCAAUACCAUGCAGCCGUGUUUUUAACGUGUGGCCGGAACACAUUCGUCCGCCCAUCAUCUCAUGUCCGCGAUUUCCUUGUCUCCACUGCUCCAGGCUCUUUGACUCCCCUCAAGCGCUCGGCGGGCACCAGAACGCUCACAAACACGAGCGAGCAGCUCAGCGAAACUCCCCGGCCACCCACCAGCAGCAACACCAUCCACUUGCUCUGUUCCCCACUGAUCAACAUCAACAACACACCUCAUCGAUAUUGUUACAGAAUAUUCUCCCUGAUUAUAUCCACAUUGUUAUGAUUAUAUUCAAAUUAUAAUUAAUUGACAUAAUUAGAUUAAUUGAUUUUGUACCAUAGAAUAUUCCCUUGUACAGGCCUAUAAAUAGGUACUUUGUAUAUUCAAAUGAAUCAAGAAAAGUAUUUUCUUCGUAUUUUUCUCUCUUGCUUAUUUUCUCACAUGGUAUCAGAGCUUUCUAAGCUCUUUGUUGCCUGUCGUUCUUCUAUCAGAGCUUUCUAAGCUCUUUGUUGCCUGUUGUUCUUCUUGAGAAUUGCAGAUUGCCAAGCAUCGCGUGUUUCCGGCCAUAUAUUGGUUCGCGUGAUUGCUGUUGUUUCUUCUACUGGUUUUCUCUGAUCUUUCACGGUGAUUUUCCAGAAUUGCAGAUUGCCAAGCAUCGCGUGUUUCCAGCCAUAUAUCGGUUCGCGUGAUUGCUGUUGUUUCUUCUACUACUUUUCACGGUGAUUCAGUUCUAUUGUCCGGAAUUGUAGAUCAGCUAUAAAUCAGCCAAAAUUAC
Molecule: messenger RNA, 1005 nt
Organism: Rubroshorea leprosula
Lineage: Eukaryota; Viridiplantae; Streptophyta; Magnoliopsida; Malvales; Dipterocarpaceae
Source: the annotation of a GenBank genome assembly